Messenger RNA from Striga hermonthica, 750 nucleotides. NCBI's taxonomy places the organism in Eukaryota, Viridiplantae, Streptophyta, Magnoliopsida, Lamiales, Orobanchaceae. The record is from the annotation of a GenBank genome assembly.
AUGGAGGCUGACGGAACAACUUCCUGUGGAAGAAAAAGAACCAGGAAAGAGAUUCUUGAAAAGAAAAAAGCAAAUGAGAAUGCGAUUAGAGUCGCUUCAUCCAUAAAAGAUCACACCUCUAAGUUCCCAAAUUUUCGCCACUACCAAAGAAAUGGGCUAUAUGCACACUUAUCGGCUGGACGUGGCAAUAAGCUCACGUUGCCUAUAAAACGAUACAUUCAAAAGCUUCUUAAGGUAAAUAUGGAAGUACCUUAUGGACCUGAGUGGGCCGCUGAAGAAAAGGUAAAGCGGCGGGAAAUGGUUGCAGAGGAAGCUCAUUAUAUAUUCGUUCAUGAGAUUUCUAAUGAAGAUGACAGUGUAGUGGAAAGAUUAAAGGACGAGGGGAGGACAUGCAGUUGUGCGGGUCCCAUUGUAGGGUUUGUCCAUUACCGAUUUAUUCUGGAGGAAGACGUACCUGUGGUUUAUGUUUAUGAGUUACAGCUCGAGACUCGCAUUCAAGGAAAGGGAUUAGGAAAAUUUUUAAUGCAAUUAAUUGAAUUUAUUGCUUGCGAGAACAAAAUGGGUGCGGUGGUGCUGACUGUUCAAAGAGCAAAUCUGGUAGCAAUGGACUUCUAUAUCCAUAAACUUGGGUAUACAAUUUCUGCAAUUUCACCUUCGAGAUUUGAUUCGUUGUUCGGACAAGAGAGAAGCUAUGAGAUUCUUUGUAAAACAUUUGAUCAUGAAGCUAAAGCUGUCCUGGAGGUGAGUUAA